Pan troglodytes (chimpanzee) is the source of this 2341-nucleotide messenger RNA. RefSeq names its product lysyl-tRNA synthetase 1 (gene KARS1). The record is from RefSeq and is a predicted model, not a curated record. The coding region runs from base 293 to 2170 and encodes 625 amino acids. The transcript is spliced from 15 exons. Gene Ontology annotation, biological process: positive regulation of macrophage activation; basophil activation involved in immune response; diadenosine tetraphosphate biosynthetic process. Lineage: Eukaryota; Metazoa; Chordata; Mammalia; Primates; Hominidae. Gene Ontology annotation, molecular function: ATP:ADP adenylyltransferase activity; ATP binding; tRNA binding. Gene Ontology annotation, cellular component: cytoplasm; nucleus; mitochondrion.
CCCGGAAGAGGUGGGGCUUCGCACCUUGACCUGGAAAUUAAUGUACUAUCCUCCUUACUUUUGGGUCGGGCCCUCCGGGAAGAUGGCGGCCGUGCAGGCGGCCGAGGUGAAAGUGGAUGGCAGCGAGCCGAAACUGAGCAAGAAGUGAGUGUCGCUGCGAGUCUUUAAAGCCUUUGCGGUAGGAGAGUCUGGGCUGGGAAGCGCCGCGAGGUUCCCACCAAGGCUGCUGUGCCGGGGCCUUCUUGCCGGCUCUCGUGGGUGGUGGUAAUCAUUAGUUCCAGGGUGCUCUGCCAUGUUGACGCAAGCUGCUGUAAGGCUUGUUAGGGGGUCUCUGCGCAAAACCUCCUGGGCAGAGUGGGGUCACAGGGAACUGCGACUGGGUCAACUUGCUCCUUUCACAGCGCCUCACAAGGACAAGUCAUUUUCUGAUCAAAGAAGUGAGCUGAAGAGACGCCUGAAAGCUGAGAAGAAAGUAGCAGAGAAGGAGGCCAAACAGAAAGAGCUCAGUGAGAAACAGCUAAGCCAAGCCACCGCUGCUGCCACCAACCACACCACUGAUAAUGGUGUGGGUCCUGAGGAAGAGAGCGUGGACCCAAAUCAAUACUACAAAAUCCGCAGUCAAGCAAUUCAUCAGCUGAAGGUCAAUGGGGAAGACCCAUACCCACACAAGUUCCAUGUAGACAUCUCACUCACUGACUUCAUCCAAAAAUAUAGUCACCUGCAGCCUGGGGAUCACCUGACUGACAUCACCUUAAAGGUGGCAGGUAGGAUCCAUGCCAAAAGAGCUUCUGGGGGAAAGCUCAUCUUCUAUGAUCUUCGAGGAGAGGGGGUGAAGUUGCAAGUCAUGGCCAAUUCCAGAAAUUAUAAAUCAGAAGAAGAAUUUAUUCAUAUUAAUAACAAACUGCGUCGGGGAGACAUAAUUGGAGUUCAGGGGAAUCCUGGUAAAACCAAGAAGGGUGAGCUGAGCAUCAUUCCGUAUGAGAUCACACUGCUGUCUCCCUGUUUGCAUAUGUUACCUCAUCUUCACUUUGGCCUCAAAGACAAGGAAACAAGGUAUCGCCAGAGAUACUUGGACUUGAUCCUGAAUGACUUUGUGAGGCAGAAAUUUAUCAUCCGCUCUAAGAUCAUCACAUAUAUAAGAAGUUUCUUGGAUGAGCUGGGAUUCCUAGAGAUUGAAACUCCCAUGAUGAACAUCAUCCCAGGGGGAGCCGUGGCCAAGCCUUUCAUCACUUAUCACAACGAGCUGGACAUGAACUUAUAUAUGAGAGUUGCUCCAGAACUCUAUCAUAAGAUGCUUGUGGUUGGUGGCAUCGACCGGGUUUAUGAAAUUGGACGCCAGUUCCGGAAUGAGGGGAUUGAUUUGACGCACAAUCCUGAGUUCACCACCUGUGAGUUCUACAUGGCCUAUGCAGACUAUCACGAUCUCAUGGAAAUCACGGAGAAGAUGGUUUCAGGGAUGGUGAAGCAUAUUACAGGCAGUUACAAGGUCACCUACCACCCAGAUGGCCCAGAGGGCCAAGCCUACGAUGUUGACUUCACCCCACCCUUCCGGCGAAUCAACAUGGUAGAAGAGCUUGAGAAAGCCCUGGGGAUGAAGCUGCCAGAAACAAACCUCUUUGAAACUGAAGAAACUCGCAAAAUUCUUGAUGAUAUCUGUGUGGCAAAAGCUGUUGAAUGCCCUCCACCUCGGACCACAGCCAGGCUCCUUGACAAGCUUGUUGGGGAGUUCCUGGAAGUGACUUGCAUCAAUCCUACAUUCAUCUGUGAUCACCCACAGAUAAUGAGCCCUUUGGCUAAAUGGCACCGCUCUAAAGAGGGUCUGACUGAGCGCUUUGAGCUGUUUGUCAUGAAGAAAGAGAUAUGCAAUGCCUACACUGAGCUGAAUGAUCCCAUGCGGCAGCGGCAGCUUUUUGAAGAACAGGCCAAGGCCAAGGCUGCAGGUGAUGAUGAGGCCAUGUUCAUAGAUGAAAACUUCUGUACUGCCCUGGAAUAUGGGCUGCCCCCCACAGCUGGCUGGGGCAUGGGCAUUGAUCGAGUCGCCAUGUUUCUCACGGACUCCAACAACAUCAAGGAAGUACUUCUGUUUCCUGCCAUGAAACCCGAAGACAAGAAGGAGAAUGUAGCAACCACUGAUACACUGGAAAGCACAACAGUUGGCACUUCUGUCUAGAAAAUAAUAAUUGCAAGUUGUAUAACUCAGGCGUCUUUGCAUUUCUGCGAAAGAUCAAGGUCUGCAAGGGAAUUCUUGUGUGCUGCUUUCCAUUUGACACCGCAGUUCUGUUCAGCCACCAGAAGAGAGACAAGGAAUUAAAAUUUUCUUUUUAAUCCUGUUACCAAAUAA